AUGGAACAACGUCCGCAGAUGAGCACGCCGGACGACCCGGUAAUACACUCACCUCCAUCCCUCGGUGGUCAAUUGAUGAACGGUUUUAACCCCACACUAACUCCUGCAAAGAUGGAGGAAGGUAUGGCCGCCGCGUGUGCCUCUCCUGACGUCGGUGGCAUCGAUCCGAACAGCGAUGGGGAGGCACGACGUCGACAGAAGACGUGCCGAGUAUGUGGUGAUCAUGCCACCGGUUACAAUUUCAACGUCAUCACAUGUGAAUCGUGCAAGGCGUUUUUCCGUCGCAACGCGCUGCGGCCAAAGGAAUUCAAAUGUCCGUAUUCUGAAGACUGCGAAAUUAACGCUGUCAGCAGACGCUUCUGCCAGAAGUGCCGACUGCGAAAAUGUUUCGCGGUGGGCAUGAAAAAAGAGUGGAUUUUGAAUGAGGAACAAUUACGACGGCGAAAGAAUUCCCGCCUCAAUAAUAUGGCCAAUCAGCAGAGGCAAAAACAGGAACUCGCGCGACAACAUGCAGCUGUAAAGGCAAUGACGUCACCAUUGUCAAUUUCACCAAUGGUCGAUGCCCAGUUUCAGCUGGGAGCGCUCAGUGGCCGCGGUGGGAUACCGCCUUUGGUCAGUCCUGCUGGACAGUACCCAUUAAUGAGUCCUGCUGGUUCGGGCGCUUCUGAUUCUCCUCCAUCACGUCCUCUUGGCCUAAUGACUGGUAAUCAAGGAAGUCCGGAUGCUUACGAAUCCAACAUGAUGAUGCAACAACGUCUACGGUCGCAGUUACCUCAACCAAACAUGCCUGGUAGUAAGGUCGUUGAUCCGUCUCGACAAGUUAUUAUCUCGAUGGACGAAUAUCACAGCCUUGUACAACGAGCAACUCGUCCAGGUGAAGAUGAGCCGCUCGCAAAGAGGGCUGCUUAUUCGCCAACAGAUUUGGUGGCACCUCAACCGCGAACAUUCCAAUCGCCCACUAGUCAAAUGCUACCGGUCCAUAACGUCUCACAGAUUCGAGCAGGGAUUCCCACCUACACUGACCUCGGAGCGGCUUCCAGUGGCGAUCUUCCAAAAGCGUCAUUUACCACCAGCAAUUACGAGGAUAGUUUGGAAAAGAUGAACUUGUUCUUUCACAACACGAUCGAAGAUGCCUUGAAGAUCGAUAGUCCAGAAGACCACUCCGCCUCGGCUUCAGCUGGUGUAGCGUCAUCCACAUCAACGAGUUCCGGUGGUCAGCAACAUGAGGGAGAAACUUCCGGAACGUCGUCAUCUAACACCUCAGAUAAAAGGCUGAGCUAUCAACUGAACUCUGCGGAAUUGCAAGCACUUGAUUUAAUCCAAGAAGCAUUCAAGGGUAUGAAUGAUCCAAUGGAGCAAGGACGUCAGAAGCUAUCGUUCCUUAAGGCAUGUUAUGACAGUUCCAACAUAAUGAACAUCAUGGACGUGACAAUGCGUCGAUUCGUGAAGAUGGCAAAGAAACUGCCGGCUUUCAACGAACUCAGUCAAGAUGGCAAAUUUGCGCUUCUGAAGGGUAGUAUGAUCGAGAUGCUCACGGUUCGUGGUGUCCGUCGUUUUGAUAGCGGCUCGGGUGCGUGGACGACGCCAACACUGAAAGAAAGUUGCGAAGUGUCUAUCAACAUGUUCGAUCAGCUCAACGCCGACGUUCGAACCGAGCAGAAGAUGCGAUUUCUACAAUUCUUCAAAAUAUUCCACGAGGAUAUUCGAAGAAACGAGCUGGUAAUCUCCAUGAUCAUGUUGAUUGUGCUGUUCUCACCAAGGGACUGUAUCACCGACCCCGAAGACCGUCGGAUCAUUGCCAGACAUCACGAGCAAUACUGCGCACUUCUUAACAGAUAUCUGGAGUCGUUGUAUGGUGAUGACGCUCACAAGUUGAACGAACAGCUUCCAGCAGCGCUUCGCAUGUUACGCGAAAUAUCGGCAUCAUGCGGUGUGCUAUUUUUGGGUACGGUGAACACAAGCGAGGCAGAACCACUACCUCGUGAGUUCUUCAAAGUCGAAUAG
This is a messenger RNA of Ostertagia ostertagi, 2004 nucleotides long. The record is from the annotation of a GenBank genome assembly. Lineage: Eukaryota; Metazoa; Nematoda; Chromadorea; Rhabditida; Trichostrongylidae.